CUCUCUGAACGCUUUGCAAAGUUAAAAACAGACUUUGUUUAUCUUGUUGGCCGUUUGCUGAAAUCCUAUCCGACCUGUUAACCUCCUUUCUUCCCCGUCGUCUUCGUCAUUUUGAUCUUUUCAGCCGUGGACGCUGAGAAGUGUGCUAAACUCUCGCAUUCCGCGCUUGGUUUUGUAGCAUUUCUAGUCUCUUUGCAAUUCAUUUUAAGCAUUUUGUGCUCUUUGCAAGGAGAGAUCGUGCAGCACAAAAUAAGGAUCAGAGGGACUCGAUUACUUAUCGUUGUUGAACGUGCUGUUUAACUGUAAACCUGCAUUAAAAUAAAUUGCAGUUGUAGGCUUGCUGUUUUUGGAGGUAAAUCUGUUGCAACUGAAAUCAGCUCGAAGGAAGAAGCGCACCGCGAGGAGGGUUUUUAUCGAGCCACUGAAGAGCGCCAUGGCGACCCAAGUGGAUGCGUGGUCCACCGCUCCUAAAGUCGACGGGAUGCUUUCUCUCGAUGGCAACCUGGCUGAGGCCAAACAUCCCUACAGUGACGAUGACGACGAGGCGCUGAAUGACGCGGAGGUCAACGGCAACUGGACGCCUCAGGAGAAGGCACUCCACGAGGCACGUCUCAAAGCCAAAGCCAAACGUCGCCUGCGCAAGUCCUCAUCGCGCAACUCCAACAGCGAGUCUCUCUCUGAGUCGGGAGAUUUGGCAGGAAGCGACCCGCACAGUCCAAAGGGCAAAGUCAACACUCACGACCGCAAAUCCAGGACGGGCAAAGGCCGAGGUCUGCCGAAAAAAGGUGGGGCAGGGGGUAAAGGAGUUUGGGGUGCUGCUGGGAUGGUUUAUGAAGAUGAGGAACCGGAUGUACGUGACCCCAACUAUGAUGAAUCUGCUCAGGGGGACACUGUUUAUGCAACAGUUGUGCCAGAGGUAGAUGAGAAGGAACUGGAAAAAAUGGUCAACCCCAUCGUACAGGAGUACUUUGAACAUGGAGACACAAAAGAGGUCCAGAUGUUGCUGAAGGAACUCAACUUGGGCCCACAUAAGUACGAGUUCUCUUCUUUGGCCGUGUCCCUGUCCCUCGAAGGCAAGGCCAGUCACAGAGAGCUGACCUCCCGCCUGCUGUCGGAUCUGUCGGGCAAGAUGUUGUCGCAUAGCGACAUGGCCCGCGCGUUCGACAAGAUGCUUAAAGAGUUGCCAGACCUCAUACUGGACACACCGGAGGCUCCACAGAUGUUAGGUCAGUUUAUAGCCAGAGCCAUAGCAGACCAUGUCCUCCCCAUGAACUUCCUGGAUUGUUACAAAGGCAAAGUGGACUGUGAGCACGCCAGAGUGGCGUUAGACCGAGCUGCCGUUCUGCUGACCAUGAAGAGGGAGAUGGUUCGUCUGGAUAAUGUGUGGGGUGUCGGUGGAGGACUGAGACCUGUUAAACACCUCAUCAAAGAGAUGAACCUUCUUCUCAAGGAGUACCUGAUAUCAGGAGACGUGUCCGAGGCAGAGCACUGUCUGCGGGACCUGGAAGUCCCUCACUUCCACCAUGAGCUGGUCUAUGAGGCUAUAGUGAUGGUGCUAGAAUCUACAGGAGAUACUGCCAGUCAUAUGAUGAUGAAACUUCUUCAGUCCUUCUGGAAAACGGGCCUCAUCACUGUAGAUCAGAUGAACAGGGGUUUCCAACGCGUUUAUGAUGAACUUCCAGAAAUCAGCCUGGAUGUGCCACAUGCCCACUCCAUCAUGGAGACCUUUGUGGAUCUCUGCUACCAGGAGUCUGUGAUCACCAAACAGCUGAGAGAUGCCUGCCCCUCCCGAGGGCGGAAGCGUUUUGUCAGUGAAGGAGAUGGCGGAAUAAUCAAGAACUAAUUCACAAGAAAAAGAAAAGCAGGAAGAGGAUGAGGAGGGAGGGAGACGUCUACUGGCUCCUGCACCCAGUUUUUGCCUCCGCAUGUUCGACCGAAACCCGUUCCUCUCCUGAUAACGAUGUUAUACAAAACCAGCAUUUACAUUCGGUGACAGUUAACUGAAGAGUGACCUGGUCGUUCAGUUCCGUUCAUCUUGUUAAUCACUGUUUUUGACAAUUUUUGAAGAAAUACUCUGCAUUGUCUGGGGUUGAUGCAAACCUUUUGCCUCAGUCUUUGUACUUGUUAAGAAUAAUUCUAGUUAAAGCUGUGGAUAGACAGGUGACCAGGUUAGAUUUUGUGGCAGAUGAAUAGGUUUUUUUUCUUUUUUUUUAAAAAAAAAAAAAGCAUUUUCUUUGUUCCACUCUUUGCCAUGUCUUUUCUCUUUUUUUUCAUACUGUGCACUAUUAAUGGAAAAAAAAACACUUUAAGGACAGAGCAGACUGUUCAGUCAGAAAGCACUUGGUAAUUUAGCUCAAGAGCAAGGAUCUAAACCUUCUGCCACAACCUUCUGGAAAUUAUUUUCAAGAACAGCAUUCAUUGUUCUUUAUAAUUCAGGGCUUUUUGUUGAUACUUUAUGAACAGUGCAUGUUCUUUUUUUCUUUACAUUGUGGUCGCUUGAGACCAAGCAUUUACUUUCUGAAGCAGCAAUCCAAGUGAGAGUUGUUCAGUCUCUCUUUGGGUGUUUAUUUGGCAAAUGCAUUAGAGCAGGUAUACUUCACAAGCCAUUUCUAACAAUAAACAUUGGGGUUAAUGUGUGUAAAAUUAUAAAUAUGUAAUAAUAUUUUGAACAUUGCCUUUGCUGGCAAUUACCAAAUGUAUCUGCAGCCACGUGGUCAGUGGAUUGUUCUGAACAGUUCAUUUCAUACGGGAAAACCAGGCUUGAUGUGCAGAGCAUCUGUAAAUUGUCUUCAAAAGAAGUUGGAGUUUGGUUUGAUUGAGGAGGUCAGGCCGUCAAACAGAUUCCAGAAGUUUAAUACCUCAACCAGUUUGUGAAUUACUUUUCUACCCCUGUCAAGCAGUUUUACAUGUUGUCCAAAGUUAUGAUAAAUAUUUCAUUCAAAUUCUUUCAUUCAAUAAAUGAUAAAAAAAAAUAAUAAAAAAAAGUAGCUGCAUUUUUUCCUUUUGGUUGCUGUUUAUUUCAGCUGCAUGAAUGAAAGGGUAACCAAGAACAAGUGACAAGCCAAGCAGACGUUUACAUAUUUUUUUAGUCGGUGUAUUUUUCAACCCUCAUCCUCUGUUGUGUAGAGCGGGUUUGAAGUCAUCAACUUCAACUUAAAACAGAAGUGUUUACAGAUAGCCUUUGGUUUGGUUUUCACCCAUGAGUUGACCAAUGUCUAUGGUACAUUUUAAGAUGCCUGUUUAAAUCUGUGCACCAUGGUCCUAUUGAGUCUACAUACCAUGGUAUUAAUGAUUGAGGGGAAUUUACAUUUUAUUUAGGGGACUUAUUUCCUUCUUUUUUUUUUUUUGGAAAAUGCAUGCAGCUGUUCAUUGUAGAAGCUAAUGUUUGUGUUCUGCAGUCAUUUUUAAGCAUUAUUUUCCGUUUUGAGCUGCAACCUCUCAACUCAAACAGAUUUUAUAUACUUAAAUAAAAUGACAUGUUUCCCUCU
This is a messenger RNA of Melanotaenia boesemani (Boeseman's rainbowfish), 3488 nucleotides long. RefSeq names its product programmed cell death 4a (gene pdcd4a). The record is from RefSeq and is a predicted model, not a curated record. Gene Ontology annotation, cellular component: nucleus; cytosol. Gene Ontology annotation, biological process: negative regulation of DNA-templated transcription. Lineage: Eukaryota; Metazoa; Chordata; Actinopteri; Atheriniformes; Melanotaeniidae. The coding region runs from base 434 to 1843 and encodes 469 amino acids. The transcript is spliced from 11 exons.